AGUGUGGGAAUUUGUGCAGACCCCAAAGAUAUUGCCAUUGUGACCAGAGGGUUUUGGCUAGUCCAAAAAUGUCACUGACAUUCAUUUGGAUAUCACUUGUCAGCGAUUAAAGAUGGGCUAUUGGGGGGAACUCAAAUCCUGGGUCCUACGAGAUCCUGCCAAAUUAAUACGCUACCUUGUGCUCUUUGUGUGCAGCAUUGUGGUUAUUGUGCAGCUCUACGAAUGCUUCUCCAAGCUAUCGGAUCCACCCAUAUCAACACAUUCCUACUACAAUGUGAAUGAGACUAUUGAAAUGCCUGCGAUUACGAUCUGUCGUGAACCGCCUUAUAAGGAGGACACUUUGACUAAUUUAUCGAACGGCGGCUGUCCACAUCCUAAAUAUGCAACCUGCUGGAUGAAUUAUCCAUAUGAUGAGCUGCCACUUGAAGAAUUUUUCAUGAACAGCACCUUCGAACAGGAUCAAACCUUCUAUUCAUAUGGACUUAACGGUGAUCCGAUUAAUGUGGAUAUCGAUAGCAGCUUGCACUUUUACAUGGGCAGAUGCUACACUUUGCGACCAAAGAUAGCCAUGAAAAGGGUCAGCAAGCAAGUGGGAUACUCCAUAGUGCUGGAGCACAAUCUAUUCCAAUCGCUGAGUGACAUAGAUUUGAUCUCCGGUGCAGGCUGGCACGUUUUUAUACAUGACAAACGAGAGAAUUUUACGGAGAUCAACAUGAAGGGCUCGGGACGUGUGGAAUACGUGUUUGUGAAUAUCAGAGAAGAGAUCGAGGUCAAGCUGCAGAGUCAGAUCUUCUCGAAUGUGGAGAAACGCGAUGAAGCCUGUUCAACGCAAGAUGGUUACAGUGAUCUUAAGUGUGGCGAAGUUUGCAUUUGGAAAGAUCUGACAGAUGAGGUAAAUUGCUCAGGUCCUUGGAUGCAUGAUAUAGAUCAAGAACCUUGCAGCAACAGCGAUUCCAUGCGCACUCUCAUCUCGGAUUACAGAGCUGUCUAUGAAGGCGACGAUGACUACAACUGCAAUUGUUUGCAGCCCUGCGAGUCUCGCAUCUAUACGACCUAUAUACAAAGUCGAAAGACGUUUGACCAACCUGAACCACGAACCCUUAUCUACAUUUACUACACAACCAAGUUGAUAUCGCAGAUGAUUGAAGAACGUCCCAGCUAUGAUACCACACAGUUUAUAGCCGAUGUUGGCGGUUCAUUGGGCUUUCUUCUGGGACUCUCUGUGCUGGGAUUAAUUGGCAUAUUGGAGCAUCUGACGCUGUUCUUCUGUGGCGACUGCAUCAAGCGUCUGCAGCAGAAGAACGAGAAACGCGCCCAAGCUGAAAAUUCUGAAGAUGCGCAUUCACAGUCCAGUGAUGAGACGCUAGACGUGGAUUCUGUAUACAUUGUGGACAAGGAGACGCUGAACAAAUAUUGACAGCCAGCUGGCUUGGUUUGCCAAUUAGUAAUAGAU
Molecule: messenger RNA, 1453 nt
Organism: Drosophila nasuta
Lineage: Eukaryota; Metazoa; Arthropoda; Insecta; Diptera; Drosophilidae
Gene: ppk17
Product: amiloride-sensitive sodium channel pickpocket 17
Exons: 8
Coding region: 113-1417 (434 amino acids)
Biological process (GO): sodium ion transmembrane transport
Cellular component (GO): plasma membrane
Molecular function (GO): ligand-gated sodium channel activity
Source: RefSeq, a predicted model, not a curated record